Molecule: messenger RNA, 1929 nt
Organism: Ficedula albicollis (Collared flycatcher)
Lineage: Eukaryota; Metazoa; Chordata; Aves; Passeriformes; Muscicapidae
Gene: TMEM214
Product: transmembrane protein 214
Exons: 15
Coding region: 16-1929 (637 amino acids)
Cellular component (GO): Golgi apparatus; endoplasmic reticulum
Source: RefSeq, a predicted model, not a curated record
UGGCCCCCCCACACCAUGGGCCCCGUGUGGCCAUUGGCAGGGGAUGUGAUCUACCCUCGUGCCCCAGAUCCAUCCCCGUCCCGUCGUGUCGCCGCUCUCUGUCACCCUUUCCCUGUCCCCUCCCCAGCCCCCAUCGCCACCUCCAGCACCAUCUUCCAGCUGGGCUUCGAGCGGGCGCUGCGGAAGCAGAACAAGGAGCAGGUGCCCCCGGCCGCGGCCCCCGAGCCGCCGCAGCGCAGGCAGCACGCGGGCAAGAGCGGCAAGAAACCCUCGGGCCACGAGGCUGGGGCCAAACCGGGCCGGUGCCGCUCGCUGGAGGAAGCCCUGAAAGCCCUGGACCUGGCAGAUCUGCAGAAGGAGCUGGAGAAGAGCAAGAGCGUGUUCCCCGAGAACCCCUCAGUGUGGGUGAAGGACCUGGCUGGGUACCUCAACUACAAGCUGCAAGCACCCAGGAGUGACCCCGUGCUGAGCCAGCACCCCCACGACUAUCCGUACUGCCUGGUGAGCAAGGAGCUGAGGAGCAUCAUCCGCUCCCUGCUGGGAAAGGCGUCAGGCGUCCUGGAGCUCUUCUUUGACCACUGCAUCUACACCAUGCUGCAGGAGCUGGACAAGGCCUCAGGGGAGUCACUGCACGGGUACAGGAUCUGCAUCCAGGCGCUUCUCCUGGACAGGCCCCGCAUUGCCACCACCAACCUGGGCAAGUACCUGGAGGUGUUGCGCUCCCAGCAGACCCGGCCGGCCAAGUGCCUGACUGUCCUCUGGGCACUGGGGCAGGCCGGGUUCAGCGACCUCCACGAGGGCCUGAAAGUGUGGCUUGGAGUCAUGCUCCCGGUGCUCGGCAUCAAGUCCCUCUCACCGUACGCCGUUUCCUACCUGGACCGGCUCCUGAUGAUGCACCCCAACCUCACCAAAGGCUUCGGCAUGAUCGGCCCCAAGGACUUCUUCCCGCUCCUGGACUUCGCCUUCAUGCCCAACAACUCGCUGUCCCCCAGCCUGCAGGAGCAGCUGCGGCGCCUCUACCCCCGGCUGAAGGUGCUGGCCUUCGGCGCCCGCCCCGAGGCAGCCCUGCACACCUACUUCCCCUCCUUCCUGUCCCGAGCCACGCCCGCCUGCCCAGCCGCCAUGAAGGAGGAGCUUCUGACCUCCAUGAGCCAGUGCCUGAGCCUGGACCCACUGACCUUUGGCGUCUGGAGGCAGCUCUACACCAAGCACCUAGCUCAGUCCAGUUUGCUGCUGAACCACCUCCUGGAGUCCUGGGAGAGCAGCAGCAAGAAGGUGCAUCAGUCGCUGCAGGAAACGGUUCGCUCCUUCAAAGUGACAAACGAGGAGCUGGCAGCCAGGGGGACUGGAGGGGACCAGGAUGUGGCCGCCUGUGACGCUGCCUGCAAGGAGCUGCUGCACAAGAUGAGGGGCCGGGGAUUCCCCUGGUCACGCCUGCUGCUCGUCCUGCUGGCCUUCGCUGCUGGCUUCUUCCUGCACGACGUGCAGACACACGGCUCCUUCCAGGCCUCGUCUUCUGCUCAGCUGCUCCGCUCCUCAGGCGUCCUGCCUGCCUCCCAGCUGGCCUGGCAGAAGGUGUCCCUUGGCUGCCUGGAGGGGUACAGGUGGCUGGAGCACAGCCUGGCCCACCACGGUUCUGUGGCUGUGUCCAUGCUGUGGCCACAGCUGGAGCUGCUCUGGAAAACGAGUGGUGAGAUGGCCUGGGAUGUGUCCCAGCAGUGCUACUCCCUGCUCUCCUGGCUCCGUGGCAACCUGCCCUGGCUCAGUGACUGGCUCCAGACCCGGCUCCCCGAGGCGCUGCUGCACUUCGCCGAGUGCGUGCGGGAGCUGCUGCUGUUCCUGCUGCGGAGCUGCCUGCUGCCCCUGCUGCAGGGCCUGGCUGCAGUGCUGCAGCGGGGCUGGCAGAGCUGCCUCGACUCCUGCAAGUGA